CUGCUUAUUGGCCCACCAAGAUUCAUUUACGUCGCGGUUACCGGGAAUGACUUCACAUCAUAUUCGGCAGGACUCUGCAAGAUGGUGUUUUUUGUCAAUUAUACAUUGACGGACUUUUCUGCUUGGCUUGUUGCUAUAGUCGUGCUGGAACGACUGGUUUCCGUUCUUAAACCACAUCGGGUUAAGGUCAUUAUAACAAGAAAUCGUAUCGUCAUAACCAUAGUCGUUAUCUUCGUCUUGCUCAUGGUGGUAAAUUGCCACUUUCUAUGGACUUUCUCAAUCAAUGCUGACGAAGUACAUAUGUUCAGCUGCCAGGUGCAAGAUAUCCGUUACAAACACUUUGUCAUAUAUAUAUUCCCCUGGCUGGAUUUCACGGCGUUCUUUUUGUUACCAGUUUCUAUUGUUGUUUGCUGUAACAUGGUCAUCGCUACAAAGGUAGUACAUGCGGAGAUUCAGCGGAAGAGGUUGUACGCUACAGGUAGUACUACUUCGGGUUACAAGCUCACUUCAAUGACGGUCAUGAUGGUGGCGGUCAGCAUUUUUCUAGCGAUUGCCACUCUCCCUAGUAUUAUUUACUGGUUCCUUGAACCAACUGUGGCCAGUGAUGACCGCGACGGGCAGAGUUCAUUGUUGUUACUUUUAACAAUGUCAGUUAUAUCGGUGUAUACCAAUUCAGCCAUUAAUUUUUGGAUGUAUUCAGUAUGCGGGAGCAGGUUUCGACAACAAUUACUGAUCUUUAUUCGCUGUAAACAUAGAAUACACCCUCAACCUGCACUACCCGGCAACAGUGGCAUCACCCUUAAUAGCUCUAUCAACAAUGCACCACCCGAGCAGAACAAUAAGAAUGAACAUGUUGAAAAUCCGAAACCAAGGCCUGUACAUGUAGCAAGACCUAACUCUACCAUGACAUAUCACAGCUGAGAUACAACUACUCAAUCAGAUACGACAAUCAAGAGGCUAAUUUAUGAUCAAUGACAUGUUUCUUUUUAUGAGUCUUGCGUCAAGACUGUGGACCUGACUCCUAUCUAAACAACACAGUUGUUAGAGUAGAUAAUCCCGGGUCUUGAAGCAAGACUAGUACUUUUCAUAGCAUGGGUACAUCGUAGUAACAUAUACAGAUAUAGGGCUAUGUUCAUGAAUGGUAUAAAAUCAUAUCGUAUGACACUCCACUACAUCGUUUGCUAUUCCAUUAUAAACAGUUAUUUUUUAAUUAAUUAGCUUGUUAAUUCAUCAAAUAUUAUAUUCUUCAAUAUUAUAUUUUAAUCGAAAAAAUCAUUUAUUUGUUCGAGUGGUAAAGUAACGAUGAUAGCUGAGGCAUGCCAUACAUAUAUACAACUAUUAGACCAUAUACAUAGGGCCC
Messenger RNA from Owenia fusiformis, 1360 nucleotides. Lineage: Eukaryota; Metazoa; Annelida; Polychaeta; Sabellida; Oweniidae. The record is from the annotation of a GenBank genome assembly.